AUGCGUGCCCUCUUUGUUUUGAUCAUAGAGUUAGCUUCAAUUGCAGCUGUUUUAGCGGCACCCAGUAGAAUUGUUGGUGGUUCGAAAGUUUCCAUCAAACAUUAUCCUAUGGGAGCGGCUAUGCUGUUCUCUAGAGGUGGAGUGGGAAACUUUGUCCAGACCUGCGGCGGCGCCAUAAUAAACAAUAGAGCAAUUGUUUCUGCAUCUCACUGUUACACGGGGGAUCCAGCAGUGCGCUGGCGUGCUCGAGUGGGCUCUACCAAAGCCCACAGCGGUGGUGUAGUCCAUAACACCGCUAGGAUAUAUCAUCAUCCUGACUUCAACGCAUUCAAUACAGAUAGUGAUGUAGCAGUGCUUCAUGUGACUGUACCGUUCUCAUUUAACAACUACGUUCAGCCCGCAUAUAUCGCGGGGGCUUACUACCACUUAGGUGACAACAAAGUUGUUUGGGCCAUUGGCUGGGGAUACACUAGCUUUUGGGGCCAACCAUCUGAACAUCUCCAACACGUUCAAAUAUGGACUGUCAACCAGACGAUCUGCGUUCAACGCUAUGCAGAGAUAGGUCGCGUAGUCACUGACAACAUGUUGUGCUCCGGCUGGCUUGAUGUGGGAGGUCGCGACCAGUGCCAAGGCGACUCCGGCGGUCCUCUGCUCCACAACAACAUCGUGGUCGGUGUUAGCUCCUGGGGAUAUCAAUGUGCCCUCCCUCGAUACCCUGGCGUCAGUACUCGCAUCUCUCAAUUUGCUAAGUGGAUUGUAGAACAUGCUUAA
Messenger RNA from Pararge aegeria (speckled wood butterfly), 771 nucleotides. RefSeq names its product trypsin, alkaline B-like. The record is from RefSeq and is a predicted model, not a curated record. Gene Ontology annotation, molecular function: serine-type endopeptidase activity. Bases 1 to 771 code for a protein of 256 amino acids. Gene Ontology annotation, biological process: proteolysis. The transcript is spliced from 4 exons. Lineage: Eukaryota; Metazoa; Arthropoda; Insecta; Lepidoptera; Nymphalidae.